CCCGGGCUGAGCGGACCGCGGUGAGCCCCGCUCGCUGGCUCGCUGGCUUCCUCGCGGUCGGCCUCAUCCGCGAUCAUGUCCAUCCACAUCGUGGCGCUGGGGAACGAGGGGGACGCGUUCCACCAGGACCACCGGCCGUCGGGGCUCAUCCGCACCUACCUGGGCAGGAGCCCUCUGGUCUCCGGGGACGAGAGCAGCUUGCUGCUGAACGCCGCCGCGGGCACGGUCGCGCGCCCCGUGUUCACCGAGUACCAGGCCAGUGCGUUCGGCAACGUCAAGCUCGUGGUGCACGACUGUCCCGUCUGGGACAUUUUUGACAGUGAUUGGUAUACCUCUCGAAAUCUAAUUGGGGGUGCUGACAUUAUUGUGAUCAAAUACAAUGUAAAUGACAAGUUUUCGUUCCAUGAAGUAAAGGACAAUUAUAUCCCAGUAAUAAAAAGAGCAUUAAAUUCAGUGCCAGUGAUCAUCGCUGCCGUUGGAACAAGACAAAAUGAAGAAUUGCCUUGCACAUGCCCCCUGUGUACCUCGGACAGAGGGAGCUGUGUCAGUACAACGGAAGGGAUCCAGCUUGCUAAAGAACUAGGAGCCACCUAUCUGGAGCUCCACAGCCUCGAUGACUUCUACAUAGGGAAGUACUUUGGAGGAGUGUUGGAGUAUUUUAUGAUUCAAGCCUUAAAUCAGAAGACAAGUGAGAAAAUGAAGAAAAGAAAAAUGACCAACUCAUUUCAUGGGAUUCGACCACCUCAGCUCGAACAACCAGAAAAAAUGCCUGUGCUAAAGGCUGAAGCGUCGCAUUAUAACUCCGACUUAAAUAACUUGCUGUUCUGCUGCCAAUGUGCCGACGUGGCGUUCUACCACCCAGAUGUGAAGGGGGCCGUGGAGGCGCACAAGAUCGUUCUCUGCGCCGUCAGCCACGUGUUCAUGCUGCUGUUCAACGUGAAGAGUCCCACCGACAUCCAGGACCCCAGCAUCGUCCGCACGGCCCAGGAUCUCUUCGCCAUCAACAGAGAUGCGGUGUUUCCAGGCGCCAGCCAGGAGCCUCCGGGCAACCCGCCCUUACGGGUCGUUGUCAAAGACGCCCUCUUCUGUUCCUGUCUGUCAGACAUCCUGCGCUUCAUCUAUUCAGGUGCUUUUCAGUGGGAAGAACUGGAAGAUAACAUCAGGAAAAAGUUAAAAGAUUCAGGAGAUGUUUCCAAUGUAAUUGAGAAAGUCAAAUGCAUCUUAAAAACACCAGGGAAGAUUAACUGCCUAAGGAAUUGCAAGACCUACCAAGCCAGAAAACCUCUGUGGUUCUAUAGUACUUCCCUCAAGUUUUUUCUUAAUAAGCCAAUGCUUGCCGAUGUUGUGUUUGAAAUACAAGGUACCACCGUGCCAGCCCACAGGGCCAUCCUGGUGGCCCGUUGUGAAGUGAUGGCAGCCAUGUUUAAUGGGAACUACAUGGAAGCCAAGAGCGUCCUGAUUCCAGUUUAUGGUGUUUCCAAAGAGACGUUCUUGUCAUUUUUAGAAUACUUAUACACAGAUUCCUGUUGCCCAGCUGGCAUUUUCCAGGCCAUGUGCCUCCUGAUCUGCGCCGAGAUGUACCAGGUCUCCAGACUGCAGCAUAUCUGUGAGCUGUUCAUCAUCACGCAGCUGCAGAGCAUGCCCAGCCGGGAGCUGGCCGCCAUGAGCCUCGACGUCGUCGACCUGCUCAAGAAGGCCAAGUUCCACCACUCUGAUUGCCUCUCAACCUGGCUACUUCAUUUCAUCGCCACCAACUACCUCAUAUUCAGCCAAAAGCCUGAAUUUCAGGAUCUUUCAGCCCAGGAUGGCCUUGAGCUGCCACCACCUUCCACAUGCUUGGAUUGCAGUGGAAGAACGCAGUUUUGUUGAGAAACACAGAUGGCCAUCAAAUGUGUACUUGAAGCAGCUCGCAGAAUACAGGAAGUACAUUCACUCCCGGAAAUGCCGCUGCUUAGUAAUGUGACCUGGACCUUUUAUACACAUACGUACAUCCUCUAUUAUUAUCAUUAUUAUCACCAUGAAGAAUGGAUUGCCUCUGCAUUCUGGUAAAACUCUUAGGACUAAAAUCAAUAAGAGUAUUAAAAAAUCAUUAUAAGCUGGGCGUGGUGGCGCACGCCUUGAAUCCCAGCUCUCGGGAGGCAGAGGUAGGAGGAUCCUCAUGAGUUUGAGGCCACCCUGAGACUACAUAGUGAAUUCCAGGUCAGCCUGGGCUAGAGUGAGACCUUACCUCGGGGGGGGGGGGCAUUAUAGAGCUUUUUAUUACCUUCCCAAAAAUAUAUAUAUUGUGGUCUUAAAAGGGAAC
Jaculus jaculus (lesser Egyptian jerboa) is the source of this 2302-nucleotide messenger RNA. RefSeq names its product Rho related BTB domain containing 3 (gene Rhobtb3). Bases 76 to 1869 code for a protein of 597 amino acids. Gene Ontology annotation, biological process: proteasome-mediated ubiquitin-dependent protein catabolic process; regulation of proteolysis. The transcript is spliced from 13 exons. Gene Ontology annotation, cellular component: cytoplasm. Gene Ontology annotation, molecular function: ubiquitin protein ligase binding; GTP binding; GTPase activity. NCBI's taxonomy places the organism in Eukaryota, Metazoa, Chordata, Mammalia, Rodentia, Dipodidae. The record is from RefSeq and is a predicted model, not a curated record.